UGUGUUUGUGAACCACCCAUCAAUCCGCGAACAACAAUCACUACAAACAUUCCGAGCAUAACCCAGCGGAUCCGAGACAGUCCUGACCACUGAUCUCCCCAACCAUCAUCCAGUACACACAUCAGUAUUAUUUACACACACACAGUAUUCCAUUACCAUGGAUGGUGCCAAAAUAGAACGUGAUCCGGCCCCGAAAAUGCGACAUCACAUCAGCAGCCAGCAGAGCCAAAGCAGCAGCAGCAGCAGCAGCAGCAGGAGCAGCACACACAGCAGCCAGUGGAGCUGCCACAGUCGCCAGUUGCUGCUGGUCAUCAUGAUCCUGGCCGCCGUGAUGCCACCAAACACCCAGGCCCGCCAUCUGCGGGACAAGGUGGCACUGGACUACGCCUACGACGAGGACAACUCCGGACGUUCCUCAUCCUCGUCGGCCGGCGACAUCCUGCCCGCCUUCGAUGUGAACCCUUACCGCGGCCUGGCCGAGAGCUUUGGCGAGGGCAGCUACGACAGCGACCUCAGCCUGAGCGAGAGCAGCUACGAGGAGAUCGCCCAGGCGGCGAUCCGGGCCGCCAGGCGGGAGAUGCGCCGCCAGAGGACGCGGCACGCCCGCAGCCACAACCUGCGGCUGUUCGCCAGCAAGUCGGAUGUGCCGGAGUGGGAGAAUCCCUGCGGCGGCACCUACACGGCGGACGAGAGCCUGAGCGACAGCAGUGCCAGCCAAGGACGGGUGAUCAAGCGCAAGCACCUCGAAAACCUGCGGAACAUCACGAUGAGCGAGUACCAAGACAUUACCCACCGCGCCACGCUGGAGUACGGCAACCAUCAGCACUGGCAGCGCGAGUACAAGUUCCUGCCGAACAUGACGAAGCCCACGAGCGCGGUGAAGCUCAAGACCUGGUACCGCCACAUGCAGACCUUCGUGGGCAGCUUCUCGUAUCUGGGCCGGGCGCAGUACAAGUUCCGCAAGGACCAGCAGAAGAGCAUCAACGAGGCGGUCACCAAGGAGCUGCACGACCUCCUGGUCAGCGCCCGCUACAUGCUCUGCGAGAUCGAGUCGACCAUCAACUCCUCCUACCCGAACAGCAAUGGGGCCAAACUAAGCCGGGUGAGUCGCCAGGCGAUGGAGGACCGCCUCAAUUUCCAUACGCCCGCCAAUGGGUCGGCGGAGGCGGACCAGCGUGACCUCAAGGUCAGCAAGGAGCUGUACUUCCAGUACCUGGACAAUGUGUGGAAGACGCUGCACCGUGUGCUGCGGCGACCGCGACGCAACAGCGGUGAGCGGCGCCACCUGGCAGCGGCGUCGGCGGCGGCGGGCCAUGGAGCGGGAGCGGCAGCGAGCGGCCUGCGGGCGGGCAGCUCGGAAAUGCUCGACCUGGGCUCCUCGAGCGGAUCCGGAGGGAGUUCCGGCUCGGACGGCGGUUCCUCCGAGUCCUGAGCUGCGCCUGAGCCUGAGCCUGAGCCAGCCAACCGCGGCAACAUCACGCCCUUCCAGUAUUACAGCGAGUGCUGCACAGCUGCAACAUUCCCAGCUUAGCAGCUUUUCCGCUCAGCAGCUUUCCAGCUUCCAAGCCAAAUAGAGGACCACCACCCGACCACCCAACCGGGAGAGAACGAAGAAUUUUUGUCGAAUGCCAUUUAGACACGUACUUUAGUAUUUAUUUAUUUAUUGAGAGCAUCGAGUAUUAGAGCGCCUUCCAUUCCAGUUGCCAAACGGAACAACCCACUCCAAUCCACAAUCCACUCCAUUUUCCCACUCCACCUCCAUCUGGCCAUUUGCCACCUCGACUAUUUAUUUCCCAUUUAGAAUAUGCCUAUUUUUUUCUCUAUGUGUAGUAAUUUAUUUAUUUAUUUGUAUAUCAAUAUUGUAUUUAUACCAACUUAUUUGUGAAUGGCAUGCUUGUCUUGCCAAGAAAAACCAACAAAAAACCAGCCACUUACAAAAAAAUGAUUAAAUCUACUGUGAUUUAUUUUAAGUACUUUUUUUGAAUAGUUCUUAGUGAAUGUGAAAAUCAAUUGUGAAUGAAAACGAAGCGAAGUAUUGU
Drosophila suzukii is the source of this 2039-nucleotide messenger RNA. RefSeq names its product unpaired 2 (gene upd2). Gene Ontology annotation, biological process: cell surface receptor signaling pathway via JAK-STAT; embryonic development via the syncytial blastoderm. Lineage: Eukaryota; Metazoa; Arthropoda; Insecta; Diptera; Drosophilidae. The record is from RefSeq and is a predicted model, not a curated record.